UCCGUGCCAUUCAUUUGCAGUGCAGCCGCUUAUAACGUGCACCGGCACAUAGGUAAGAUAAGAGCUCUGACAGUCGGUCACUCAUCCAUUGCAGAAGUAACUGGACAGGCAGAUUCAGAAGGGACAGUUGGAGCAUUUUUUACAUAAGACAAGGAGGGACAGCAGCACACCGACCACACUUGGACCUGACAGUACAUUAAUCCCCAAACUACCUGCAGCCUAACAUGGAGCGCAAAAUCCCUGAUUUCGCCGGCACCUGGGAGAUGAAGAGUUCUGAAAACUUCGAGGAACUCUUGAAAGCGUUGGGUGUGAACAUGAUGCUGCGUAUGAUUGCGGUGAAGGCAGCCUCCAAGCCACUGGUGGAGAUCACACAGGAUGGAGAGACGCUGUCCAUUAAAACCUCAACCACAGUCCGCACCACCCACAUCACCUUCACUGUGGGGCAGGAGUUCAAUGAGGCCACGGUAGACGGACGUCCCUGCACGAGUUUUCCACGUUGGGAAACCGACAGUAAGAUCAGCUGUGAGCAGAUUCUGCAGAAAGGAGAAGGUCCUAAGACAUCCUGGACCCGAGAGAUGACCAAUGAUGGCAAGCUGAUCCUGACCAUGAGAGCAGAUGAUGUGAUAUGCACCAGAGUCUACGAACGACAAUGAACAAGAGCACUUCUUACUUUUCGUCCUUCCAGCACCCUUCUCCUGCUUCAUCACUUGUAUCACUACUCUCUUUUGUUAAGGCAGCGCUGGGCGAUAGUAGUCUAUAGUUUUAUUCCAGUAUCUCUGUUAGCUUCACUAUGUAAUGAUUGUGGUAAUUGUAUCUAGUAUGUCACAUAUCUACACAAUGGUCUUAGCUCCUGAGUUAGCCGCCUGUCUCCCCAGCUCCAUCAAACAUGACCAGCUGGGUUUUAAACAUGAAAAUGUAUGUUGCAUUGUAUGUGGGAUUUGCUGAGUGACAGCUCAUUUAUUUGGCAUUGUAUGUGUAUGUGUGUGUGUGUGUGUGUGUGUAUGUGUGUGUGUGUGAGUUUAUGUAGCAGCAGAAGAGGUGUGAGACUAUAUUUGUAGAUGUGUAAACCAAUCUAUGAGCUCUUCCAGUUUCAGGUCAGUUUUGACGUGUCCCCCCUCGCUGUUCCUUUAGCCCUGCCCCACAACUUUAACAUUUUCUAUCUCACGACGACAUUUUAUAUUUAUUACUACACUAGGAGUCUGAUACAGUACUGCUAAGGUUUUUACUUUGUGUCUCUUUUAUAUGAAAUGUGAUCAUAGGAAACACUUUCUAUGGGAAAACAAUAAAGCACAAUAUUAACUCA
This is a messenger RNA of Siniperca chuatsi (mandarin fish), 1303 nucleotides long. It is a transcript of the gene crabp2a, whose product is annotated as cellular retinoic acid binding protein 2, a. The record is from RefSeq and is a predicted model, not a curated record. Gene Ontology annotation, cellular component: cytosol; nucleus. Bases 225 to 653 code for a protein of 142 amino acids. Gene Ontology annotation, molecular function: fatty acid binding. Gene Ontology annotation, biological process: fatty acid transport. NCBI's taxonomy places the organism in Eukaryota, Metazoa, Chordata, Actinopteri, Centrarchiformes, Sinipercidae. The transcript has 4 exons.